Zea mays is the source of this 1973-nucleotide messenger RNA. RefSeq names its product fatty acid elongase. Gene Ontology annotation, biological process: fatty acid biosynthetic process. The record is from RefSeq and is marked validated. Gene Ontology annotation, cellular component: membrane. Bases 374 to 1861 code for a protein of 495 amino acids. NCBI's taxonomy places the organism in Eukaryota, Viridiplantae, Streptophyta, Magnoliopsida, Poales, Poaceae. Gene Ontology annotation, molecular function: acyltransferase activity, transferring groups other than amino-acyl groups. The transcript is spliced from 2 exons.
CUUUCGCACUGGACAAUGAAUUCACUGCUGCCAUCUACACCUACUCAUCUCUCCCUCCUUGCAACUGCAACUGCAACACAUGGCAUGGGGGCGCAAGGUUCCAUGGUCAUGGUGUGGCGCUGCAAAUGCAAUGCAUGCAUGCUCUACUGUUCAUGGCUACGAGCAGUUAUUGCGCUGGCAACUUGGCACUGCCCCCGAUCUCCCUCACCGUCACCGGCCCAUCACCUACCAGCUGCUGCUUGCCAUUAACAUUAACCCCUCCUCCCUCCUAUAAAUCCGGUCUCCGCGCUAUUCCUCCAUCGACCAUCGAGCUAGAUCAUAUCGAUCGCCAUAUAUAUAGUAGGGAGCGGCUCGCAGGGCAAGAACGAAGCAGAUGGCGGUGAUGAGCCGCCGCCGCGUCAUCCAGCUCGUCCUCGUUGGCGUCGUCGUCUUCCUGGUGGCCCCGCGGCUGUCGUGGAACCUUCCGGGCGGCCUCGAGAAGCUGGGGCUGCAGCAGAGCCCGGCGGCGGUGGCGGUGGCCUGCUGGGCGGCUGCGGUGGCGGCGUGGGCGUACGCGGUGUCCCGGCCCCGGCCCGUGUACCUGGUGGACCUGUCCGGGUACGUGGCGGGCGCGUCGCACGAGGCGUCCCGCGCCAAGACGAUCGCCCACUUCGGGCGGUGCGGGCGGUUCAGCGACGAGAGCAUGGCGUUCCAGAAGCGGAUGCUGGAGCGGUCGGGGCUCGGGGAGCAGACCCACUUCCCGGCGUCGCUGAUCAGCGUGCCCGUGGACAUGUGCCUCCGCACGGCGCGGGAGGAGUCCCACGCCGUCAUCUUCGGCGUCGUGGACGACCUCCUCCGCAGGGCGCGCGUGGCGGGCGGCGACGUCGGCGUGCUCAUCUUCAACUCCAGCCUGCUCAGCCCCACGCCGUCCUUCACGUCGCUCAUCGCCAACCGCUACGGGAUGCGGCGCGACGUCGUCAGCCACAACCUCAGCGGAAUGGGAUGCAGCGCCGGCAUCAUCGCCAUCGACCUCGCCAAGCGCCUGCUACAGGUGCACUCGGACACGUACGCGCUGGUGGUGAGCACGGAGAACAUCACUCUCAACGCCUACAUGGGCAACAACCGCCCCAUGCUGGUCACCAACACGCUCUUCCGCGUCGGCGGCGCGGCCAUCCUGCUGUCCAACCGCCGCGCCGACCGCCGCCGCGCCAAGUACCAGCUCAUCCACACGGUGCGCACGCACCGCGGCGCGCACGACCAGAGCUUCGGCUGCGUCACGCAGGAGGAGGACGACGCGGGGUGCGUCGGCGUCUCCCUGGCCAAGGAGCUCAUGGUGGUCGCCGGCGAGGCCCUGCGCACCAACAUCACCACGCUGGGCCCGCUCGUCCUGCCCAUGUCCGAGCAGCUCCGCUUCCUGGCCACCGUCGUCCUCAACCGCGUCUUCCGCGCCAGAGUGCGCGCCUACCUGCCGGACUUCAAGCUCGCCUUCGACCACUUCUGCAUCCACGCCGGCGGCCGCGGCGUGCUGGACGAGCUGGAGCGCAGCCUCAACCUCAGCGCCUGGCACAUGGAGCCCUCCAGGAUGACGCUCUGCCGCUUCGGCAACACCUCCAGCAGCUCGCUCUGGUACGAGCUCGCCUACUGCGAGGCCAAGGGACGGAUCCGCAAGGGGGACCGGGUAUGGCAGAUCGCUUUCGGCUCCGGCUUCAAGUGCAACAGCGCCGUCUGGAAGGCGCUCCGCACGGUGGACGGCGGCGAGGAGGGAAACCCGUGGACGCCGGAGAUAGACGUGCUCCCCAUCCACGUGCCCAAGGUUUCGCCCAUCGAUGAGACCACCUACAAGUUCGCUGACGGCGCCACGUACAAGAUCUCUCUUGGUUAAAAUAUAUUACUACUAUUGUUAUUAUUAUUAUUAUUAUUACAUGAUUGAUUUCUCAUCAUCAGCAUGUAACCUAAUCAAGAUAAUUUAAGAAGCAGCAGCGCGCCGUUAUUAA